AUGCUAAUGCUACAAUUACUACGAAGUUUCUGCUUCAUCAUGAAUCUUCUGGUAAUUAUGCCCAGACAGUAUAAAAGAGAAACCCAAAAGGCAAACAGCUAUACUCCAGAUGAUUUAAAUGCUGCUUUGGAGGCAAUUCGCAGCAAUGGAAUCAGUAUUAAGAGAGCUAGUGUGCUAUAUAAUAUUCCUAAAUCAACAUUAGCCGGUCAUAAGACAGGUAGAAGAUGGGUUAAAAGUCAAAGUUUAGGAAGAAUGACAGAUAUUCCAAUAGAACAAACGAUCAUUACAGAAAGUAUAAAAACUAUGGGAAAAUGGGGUUUGGAUCUAUCAAGACAAGAAAUUUAAGGCUUGUUGGAGAGUUUGUUACAACAACUGGUUUGAAAUCACGGUUUAAAAAUGAAAUUUUGGGUGAAGACAGAUUCCGAAACUUCAAUCUCAGAACAUCGAAGUAGCCAGAAGGAAGACCCAUUUUUUAUUAAAAAAUACUUCGACUUGCUUUAAUAAUAACAAUAAUAAUAAUAAUAAGGUUAUUUCCAAAGAUAAAUUUGAUCAACCAGCUUAUAAGAGAUUGGAAAGCCACAGUCAGAAUAACAUGCAUAUAACGGCAGAGUCAUCAAGUAAAG
Messenger RNA from Psylliodes chrysocephalus, 623 nucleotides. NCBI's taxonomy places the organism in Eukaryota, Metazoa, Arthropoda, Insecta, Coleoptera, Chrysomelidae. The record is from the annotation of a GenBank genome assembly.